Messenger RNA from Balaenoptera ricei (Rice's whale), 1581 nucleotides. It is a transcript of the gene NMUR1, whose product is annotated as neuromedin U receptor 1. The record is from RefSeq and is a predicted model, not a curated record. Gene Ontology annotation, biological process: G protein-coupled receptor signaling pathway. Gene Ontology annotation, molecular function: neuromedin U receptor activity. NCBI's taxonomy places the organism in Eukaryota, Metazoa, Chordata, Mammalia, Artiodactyla, Balaenopteridae. Gene Ontology annotation, cellular component: plasma membrane.
AUGGAGGUUCCGGCAGCAGUCCUGUGGGAGGGCGGGGCGACCCGGCGGGCUGCUAGCGCGCCGGCCGCCCUCAGUCUGCCCGUCGUUGCUCUGGCGCCGCGUCUGUCCGUCGAUCGAUGCGGACGCCCGCCCCACGCUCGGCGGGUGGGCUCCUGGCCCCUGGAUCUCGCGGGGCGCAGACUGCACGGGGCUGGGGGCUCCGGUGCAGCGACCUUUCUCGGGGGCGUAGGGAACCUCUCUCGGACCUGGGUUGGCGCCUGCGCAUUCCCGGCUCAUCUCCUCGGUCCCCGCUCGGCUCCCGCAACAGCCGGGGCUCCUCUCUGCCUCAAUUGCUCCACCCUCCCUGGAGACAGGUCCCUGGGUGCAAGGAGCCCGGUGCCCUGCAAUGGCAGCAGGGCCCUGGGGCCCUUUGACCCCCAGGACUUGAACCUGACUGAUGAGGAGCUCAGGCUCAAGUACCUGGGGCCCCAGCAGACGGAGCUGUUCGUGCCCAUCUGUGUCACGUACCUGUUGAUCUUCGUGGUGGGCGCCGUGGGCAACGCGCUGACCUGCGUGGUCAUCCUGCGCCACAGGGCCAUGCGCACGCCCACCAACUACUACCUCUUCAGCCUGGCCGUGUCGGACCUGCUGGUGCUGCUCCUGGGUCUGCCCAUGGAGCUCUACGAGAUGUGGCGCAACUACCCUUUCCUGUUGGGCGCCGGUGGCUGCUACUUCCGCACGCUGCUCUUCGAGACUGUCUGCCUGGCCUCAGUGCUCAACGUCACCGCCCUGAGCAUAGAGCGCUACGUGGCCGUGGUGCACCCGCUGCAGGCCAGGUCCGUAGUGACGCAUGCCCACGUGCGCCGCGUGCUUGGGGCCAUCUGGGGCCUCGCCCUGCUCUGCUCUCUGCCCAACACCAGCCUGCACGGCAUUCGGCAGCUGGACGUGCCCUGCCGGGGCACGGUGCCCAACUCGGCCGUGUGCACCCUGGUCCGCCGGAGAGCCCUCUACAACCUGGUCGUGCAGGCCACCGCUCUGCUCUUCUUCUGCCUGCCCAUGGCCACCAUCAGCGUGCUCUACCUGCUCAUCGGGCUGCGGCUGCGGCGUGACAGGCUGCUGAUUCUCAGGCAGGAGGCCAAGGGCAGGGCCAGGACUAGCGACGGCCGCAGGCUCCAGCCGCUGCAGGAUAGGAGUCGGACACAGGUGACCAAGAUGUUGUUUGUCCUGGUCGUGGUGUUUGGGAUCUGCUGGGCCCCGUUCCACAUCGACCGCCUCAUGUGGAGCCUCGUGUCCCGCUGGACCGAGGGCCUGCACCUGUCCUUCCAGUACGUGCACGUCGUCUCCGGCGUCUUCUUCUACUUUAGCUCGGCCGCCAACCCUAUGCUCUACAGCCUCAUGUCCAGCCGCUUCCGGGACACCUUCCGGGAGGCCCUGUGCCUGGGGACCCGGUGUCGCUGCCACGGACCCCGCCACAGCUCCCACAGCCUCAGCAGGGUGACCACGGGCAGCACCGUGUGUGACAUGGGCUCCCCCGGCAGCAGGGCCCAGCCCCUGGCUGAGAAUGGUGGCCCAGAGGGGCAGCAAGAGACGGACCCCUCCUGA